Molecule: messenger RNA, 1166 nt
Organism: Vitrella brassicaformis
Lineage: Eukaryota; Vitrellaceae
Source: the annotation of a GenBank genome assembly
UCAUGUUAGCUCGGUGUUGUGAUGGAAGUGAUGGCGAUCAGCAUACUGGGGGGCGUUGUCGGCGUGGCGAACAACGACGACGGCUGCACAACACACAUGGGCAGCCGGCAUUCUCAUGGGAUCUGUCCUUCUUUGUGUGUCACUUGUCGCCCACUCAUCACAUGAAGCGGCGCUGUGACGAGCCAGGAGGCGUCAGCUGAACCACUGGGAUGGGCCAGGCCAAUCAUGUUCGCCUCGCCCACAUUCUCACAACGGUUGUAGUCGCGGUAGCGCCUGCACUUCUUCUCCUUUGAUGUGAGAGCGCGGCCGGAGUACUCUCCGUCAGCGAUGGUACAGAAGGGCAGGACGUCCUUCGUAUGGACCAGGCGCUGAUAAUUAUGGUUGCCCCGACGACUCAUGGUCCGCAUAUACGCCUGCUUGUCGCCCAUACCGUGUGCCGCCAGCUGCUUUGCGGCCCUGACGCGAGUGCACACGAAACGCUGGUAGCAGUCUUCUUUGGCCGUCACCACCUUGCCACCAAUCUUGAAGCUCAUCCAGCCGCGAUUCUUACAGCGGCGGGGCAGGUGCCAAACCUCUCGACAUAUGUUCUUGGCCAUAUGAGCGAGAGCCCCACAAGAGGUCGCGACUGCAUCGUUGGCCCUUGCUUGAUCUAAGUCCGUCUCCUUCUUCCAGCCCCGGUUGUGCCACUCGACCGUGCAGUCGUCAGCCACCGUGAUGAUGUCGCAUCCACCAGAGGCAUCGAACUGCUGGCGAAGCACCGUGUGUCUCGCCUUGCACUCUCGUUCAGUGCCGUCGAAGCCCUUCAGCGUCCAGUCGUCCAAUAUCACAUCACCGGCCUGCUUGUAAGAGAAGCCCGGCUGAUGGAGCGCUCCCCAUGGCAGCGGGGUGGACUGGGCCGCGAAGAGCUGAUGUGCGGUGGAUGUAGAGGCGCCCGCGCUGGCACUGGCACUGUGUGGGUGUGAGGGGUCAUCGAUGUCCAUGGGAUCAUCAUCAUCGUCCUCGCCGGUCAGAUCUUCCACGUCGGCGUCAGAAGCGUGGUAAUCUUGAUAAUCGUCGUGAACAGAGUCAUCCGCCGGAAAGGCGCAGCAGCCGGUGCUCAUACAAAGCAAGUAUGGGAGCAGGAGUGACCAUGUGGAUGCCUUCAUCGCUGCCUAACAGGAGUGUCC